CCGCCCAUCCUCCAACCAUCAUAGUCGUAGUCGCCGCCGUCGUAGCAAUUCUCCCCCGUCGCAGCCCGCCCGGGCCUGGGGAUGACCAUGGAGGCGGCGUCGCCCGUGGAGAAUCUGACGGAGGGAGAGCUGUCUUUGGUUUCCCCAGGGUAGGCGUCGUAGAAGCCGUGCUAGAUCAGGAUCGCCUUCCCGGUAGAAUCUUCUGGUGCCAGAUUCGGAUCGUUCCCUAUGUGUUCAUCUAAUUCGUCUUCUCGCGCUGCCAGAUUCGGAUCCUUCCCCGGGCACGGCCUUCCUCCGUCGUCAUCGUCACCAUUAACGUCCGUUUAUGCCACCAGAGACCAUAAUUUUCACCGUGAACGUGGAGAUUGUUGGUGCUUUCGAUGGAUGAAGAUGAGACUAUGGCAUUUGAUAAUGGUGCAGAAGGCAACUAACAGAACAGAGAGGUCGAGGGAAGAAGAAGAUAUAUCAAUUGUUGCAAGAAAAUACGGAGUGAUCGAUGAUUAAUGCUAUGAGUGAUUUAAUAUGGAAAAGCUCUCUUACAUUUAGUGGUUUGCGAUUUCAAAUGGGAUUGUAGCAUUGUAACAGUUUUGUAUUCGCUUGUUAGUUAUCAGUGUGUUUGUGCUUAUGUUUUAUAAACACACUAUAAAUUUUAUAAUACAAA
Molecule: messenger RNA, 661 nt
Organism: Linum trigynum
Lineage: Eukaryota; Viridiplantae; Streptophyta; Magnoliopsida; Malpighiales; Linaceae
Source: the annotation of a GenBank genome assembly